This is a messenger RNA of Colossoma macropomum (tambaqui), 3828 nucleotides long. RefSeq names its product chromobox homolog 7b (gene cbx7b). Gene Ontology annotation, cellular component: PRC1 complex. Lineage: Eukaryota; Metazoa; Chordata; Actinopteri; Characiformes; Serrasalmidae. Gene Ontology annotation, biological process: negative regulation of transcription by RNA polymerase II. The record is from RefSeq and is a predicted model, not a curated record. The transcript has 6 exons. Bases 242 to 1000 code for a protein of 252 amino acids.
AGAUUUUAAAAGUCACUGUACUCACAGAAAGAUCUAGUACGAGGAAAUGGAAGGGUGAAAAAAAAAGAAAAAAAAGCUUUUGAAACUGAAGCUAAAAACAAGCCUGCGGAGCGGAGCUGAGGAGGAGCGGAGCAGCGCAGCGGAGCAGCGUCGUUCAGCCCGAUCUACAGUGAGUUUAAGCGAACCGAAGCUCCGCCGCUGCGUUAUUUCACACGAGCCUGGAAAGCGCCACUGAAAUCUGAUGGAACUGUCAGCUAUCGGUGAACAAGUGUUCGCUGUGGAGUCAAUCAUAAAGAAGAGAGUGAGGAAGGGGCAUGUGGAAUAUUUACUAAAGUGGAAGGGGUGGCCUCCAAAGUACAGUACCUGGGAGCCUGAGGAGCAUAUCCUGGAUCCUCGGCUUGUUCUAGCAUAUGAGGAGAAAGAGCACCGAGAAAAAGCGGUGGGCUGGCGUAAGAGAGGACCCAAGCCAAAGCGUCUUUUUGUGCAGAACAUUUACACCAUGGACCUCCGCAGUGCACAGAAAGCUGCAGACAAGUCUCCUGCACAUCUGCACCUGUCUCUCACUCGCUCGCUCGACCCACAGAUCGACCACAUGGACCAGAAGUUCCAGUCCAAGGGAGGCGCCAUAUAUCGGCAACUAGUCCAGCACAAGAGGAAAAAGAGAAGCUCCAGAGACCCGUCGGUGGAGGACUGGGAGGAGAGGGAGGAAGAGGAUGAUGAUGAGGAAGAGGAGAGCACUAGAGAGGAAGAAAUGGAGACUGACAGAGCCACUCCAAACAGCUCCUGCUUCUCUUUCUCAGGUAAUGUGGGGACAGAGGGUUGGAGUUCAAUAAUUGGAUCCAAGGAAGUGACAGUCUCUCCAACGCGUGAAGAAUGGAGGCCAGUCAUGGGUCCAGAGGAGGUAACAGUGACAGAUGUCACCAUAAAUUCGCUGACAGUUACUUUUAGGGAGGCACUGGUUGCAAAGGGCUUCUUCAGAAGCUGGGAACUGGAGUUCUAAUAUUGAGACUUGAGAAAGAGUGAAGAGAGAGAGAAACAGAGAGAAGUGGUAUGUGAGACUUUAAUCAAGUGCACUAUGUUGGGACGUUUUGACAUAAUUCAUUCUAUUGCAUGACAUUCAUUAACAUUUCAAGGUAAAUUUAUGAUUAGUACAGUCAACAUCCUCAGCGUGGAAGGAAAUCCCCAUUCAUGCUGCAUUUACUUGCACUGUUACAUGUUAGUUGAGGAGGACCUCCCUAUAAGCCAGUAAGCUUUUUAGCUUUUCACAGUGAUUCCAUAAACUCUCAUUUAAGUAAUUGAAAAGGUACUGAAAAGCUGCACUCAUGUAGUACUGUAAAUAAAGUACUAUUUUAUUCAAGUUGUAUUAAUUACAAUUGUGGGACCGUGGUACAUAUUGUGUAUCUACACUAGUGUUCAAAAGUUUGGAUUCACUUGUCACUGUUAACUGCUGUUAUUUCAAUCAAUCAUAACUUACAGUAUGGAUUGAAGUACUUACAUUUCAAGAUGUUAUAUUUAAUAUUUCAAGUUGUUCAGGAAGUCUAAGGUAAUUUACUAUUCAUAGUCAUUUCAUUAUAAAUUAUCUGCCAGGGAAUUAGUCAUCACUUCUCAAGGCAACGCAAGGCAUUCUGAAUAAUAAUUUAUUAUAAUAAUUAACUUAGUUUUCAGUGUAAUGCAGCUUUUCCAAAUAUCAAAUGUCUGUUAAUCACUAAAAGUUUUAUUUACAGCCUCCUACUAAUGUGAAGCUGUAGAGUAAUAGCUCCAUGCUAAUGAAUCAUUUCAUGUUUCUGCAACAUUUUUUUUUAGCAUUAUCAAUUUAUUGCCGACAGUGAUCCCAAAGUUUUCAGUUGUGAUUUUAAACUUUUGAAAACUAGUGUAACUUUGGGAGACUAAACUGAUUGAAGAUCUAAAAUGAUUCAGGGUGUUAUGAUUCAUCUGAAAUGGUCAGCGGAUGCAGGUCUGCUAUUAUAAACUCUAUGUGCCCAAUAAAAUAUUAGUCUAAUAAUGAAUCGUCUCCAGGGCAGUAGUGAAAUCACGCAUUUCAUUAAAAGCGUAUUGCAUUAAAACUACUGUCAUUUUUAAUAAUGGAAAUAAAUAGACCACAACGUCUUUGAAACACUACCAAAAAUAGUAAAGAAGCACCUGUAAUCCAUUGAUUGACACUCCAGUUUGACUUUCAGUUGAACAAAAUUGUACCAUUUAUUAGAAAAAUGUACAAUUUAAUCCACUCCAAAGCUUAGAUCACUCCAGCUGUACUUUUCUUUUUCCUUUUGUUAAAGGGGAAUUCCACUGAUUUUUCUAAAUUUCUGCAUAAUUAAAUGGUUAAGAUGUAAGGCAAGUCAUUCAGAGUGGUUUGAUGUGUAAUGCUCCGUUCUAGAGAAACUUGCAGAGUUAAAAUUUUACAGUGGUGGUGAGAGGAACCAGAAGUCUGAAGAGUUCAAUGCCUCUAUCUCACAAAGUUAUCAUGAGAAAUGGCUAUGGAUAUGUGGUCAAAUGCCUGUUUUAUGAUAGUCCUGGGAUAAGGUUUUGGACUAAAUGUAUUUUUAACUAAUUCAUGACAGAGAGGCACAUGUAGGGUGCUGUAAGGCUAAAUGGACCCAACAGAAAACAUUUUUUCAGAUUUACCACCAUUUUACCAUUACCAAAACACAGAAGACACAUAGGUUCACUGGUCGUUUUGGACAGUUAAUAAAAUGGUUAUAUUUGUGUUGAUGGACAUUGUGACCUCUGGCUCCUAUCACCACCACUGCAAAAACAUCGGAAUUAUUAAGUUUCUCUGCAGCAAACCAUUUUGCAUCAGACCACUCUGAAUGACUGUUCAACGACUGAAUUACGCAGAAUAUUUUGAAAAACUCCUUAAAUACCAAGACCUAAAAUGUUUUAAAAUACAUUUUGGUUGAAACUAAUUAAGCUAACUAAUUAAUUGGCACUCAUUUUUACGCUAAGCUGGUACAGAAAGGUGACAGGCACCUGUGUGGGCAAUAAAACACAUGCACUUAUGUAGUCUUAGCAUCCCACAAAUAGUGCAGACCCAUUAUAUUUGGAAUAGCGCACAUUUAUGGGAGAUUAGUGUCAGAGUUGUCCGAUUACUGUCUUAAAAUGAACAGAACUUUGUCCUUACUCUCUGUAUGUCAUGCGUACUUUUAGACUAACAUUCCAGUGAUCAGUGUGAUGGUGUCGGAGAUCAAAACAUUGAAAAAGUAAUGAAAUCUAAGAACAGUAUUCUUCCAUUGUUUUUCACUUGUUGCUGUAUUGACAAUACAUAUCAUACAUCGAUGUUUCUACCAACCAUGUAAAUAUAUACAAAGUAAUACAGCACUUUGUAGCAUCUCCGUUUUGUUGUUCGAUUUAAAUUGUGUCCCACUUUAUCCAGCCAUUGCACUUUAGUUGCAAUGUGUGCCUAUUGUCAAACUUUGUUAUUCCGUUGAAAUUGAAUAUAAUGUAUAUUCAUACCAAAAGGUAAUUGCAUCAAACUACACUGCAGCAACCUAUGUCUGACUUGUUUGCCUGUUGACAGCUGAAGAGAACUGAAGACAAUUUUGUCUGUAUUUUUCUAUGCUGAUUUGAAUGUAUAUUCAAGCAAACCCUCUGGGGACUGACCUGAUUAUUUUGUACUUUUCUUAUAAUUGGUGGUAACUGAGUAAUGAGACCUGUACAUACUUAAUAUAUUACCAAGUUAUCUGUGGUUGCAUUUGCUUCUCUGAAAAACUGCACUUUAAAACAGAUAAACUGGUAGUGUGAUGCUUUAAGAGUAAAUGGCAGUAUUUGUACUAUAAUUAUCUAUUAGACAUGUGCUUUUAUAUUGUAAUAAAGCUAAAUGUGAGAACUUGA